Drosophila ananassae is the source of this 1236-nucleotide messenger RNA. It is a transcript of the gene Ggamma1, whose product is annotated as guanine nucleotide-binding protein subunit gamma-1. The record is from RefSeq and is a predicted model, not a curated record. Gene Ontology annotation, molecular function: G-protein beta-subunit binding. The coding region runs from base 407 to 619 and encodes 70 amino acids. Gene Ontology annotation, biological process: G protein-coupled receptor signaling pathway. Gene Ontology annotation, cellular component: heterotrimeric G-protein complex. Lineage: Eukaryota; Metazoa; Arthropoda; Insecta; Diptera; Drosophilidae. The transcript is spliced from 2 exons.
UAAUUUUGGGUGUGUAUCUAUUUUUAUUCGUCAACGUUAGCCCGAUUUCUGCCUUAGUUCGAGAAUUAAAAACUAUAUAGUGGAACUGCAUUGUGUCGCUGUCGCCUGUUCGAUGUUGUAUCCAUGUGGGAAACACUCCUUUCUAGACAAACAGUAAUCUAAACCAUUGCCCGGCGCAAUGCUCUUUUGUUAUUUCCAGCCUGCCAUUAAGACCAUCCAUCCACCAUCCCCUCGAAAACAUUCAGAGCACUUGCGUUUUGAUCGGUUCGAUCAUACAACCAAAAAUAAAAAACCAAAAAAAAAAAUCACACCACACACCCACCACAACACCAUUCCGUAAUUGCAUUUUACAGUAUCAGUAUCACUGAGAAACUUUUCAACCAUAGGCCUAUCCGAGACAGCCAUCAUGGACGUAAUGUCAUCAUCCCUGCAGCAGCAGCGCGUCGUCGUGGAGCAGCUGCGACGCGAGGCGGCCAUUGAGCGCCAGACCGUGUCCGAGUCUUGCGCUAAAAUGAUGAAGUACAUCACGGAGCACGAGCAGGAGGACUACCUGCUGACUGGAUUCACCAGCCAGAAGGUUAAUCCCUUCCGCGAGAAGUCAUCAUGCACCGUACUUUAAGAUGGUGCUGGAAGGUGGAUCCGUUCGGUGAAGAUGGAACUGGAGACGAUAAAGAUGGAGGAUGAAGGAGCACCGGCGGAUGUUAGAUUAUGUUUUAGUUUAGCGAGAUGGAUUAAGAAGUACGACAGGGUACAGCAAGUACCAGUCAACACCACCUGGAUCAAUAUAUCUUUGUGUAAAAGCAACAAUAACUACGAUUGUCAUAAGCAAUAUAGUUACAAUUUUAAUUCCGAUUGCGAGGAAAUAUAUAUAUAUAUAUAACGAGAUAUAUCAAUGUGUACCAUUCAUGUUCACCAUGACAUGUUCGCAUAGAGGUUCCAACCAACCACAACAACAAAAUCCGCAAAAAAAAAAACCCCAAAUAUUUUAGCAUUUUUUGACCCAAAGAUAUCAGAGUUAUUGCCCUUCAGAUUAGACAAAAAGCUGUUGUUAAUGUACACGAAUAUCCCAACUAUAACGACAAUUAAUGCGCUGACUAUAGCAUCCAACUACUAAUACCUAAACCGAAGUAUAAACCGAUUCUCACAGAAAAUAUAUAUACAAAAAAAAUAAAUAAAUAUCAACGUAAUCCAACAAUACAAAUUUUUCAAUAAACGUAAAACUCAACCGAAAAUACA